AUGGCCUCGUGGUCAAGCACUUCCAGGAAGCCGUCAAUGAUCUCCGGGUCGAGAGCAAAUCAAGCGGGGCAGAUCUCGUUCACCGAUCCGCCAAAGGUCACCAUCGCCAUCGGAGAGACGACCCAGACAUCAGAGGCAAGCAUCUCCGAUUCGUCAAGGAUGAACAUCUUUCAGUCUUCAUUUUUACAGAAUCAAGGCUUUUCUGUCGGUCAAAGGCAAGCACCCGAGAAGCAGCAUAUACAGCAAAGCACCAGAAAUGUUGCCUCUUCGAAUACAAUCAUUCUCAAUCCGUUUCUGGCUCCUCCGGCUCCAUUGGGCACAGUAUCGGCAAAUACAACUCGACAAGGAACUGCGAAGGAUGUCUCCAACCAUACGGUCGUCGCUAUUCAGCAACCAGUGAUGAAUCCGCCUUCUCAGAUACAAGACAUAGAUGAGGUUUACGUCGACGAUCCACAUUUCGUCCUUGGGGUUAGAGAAGAAGCUCUUGAGAAGGAGAUCCUUGAGGCUUAUCAACAGCGUAUGUGGGAAGUUGAGCUUGAACGUGUAGCCGACACGGACUACAAAGAAGCUCGUGGACCAGACAAUGUUUGGGAUCAGAGUGUUGCCAUAUUACGCGCGGCGAAGAAGAAACUUGUCGGAUAUUAA
This is a messenger RNA of Sclerotinia sclerotiorum 1980 UF-70, 645 nucleotides long. RefSeq lists its product with no specific name. The transcript has 4 exons. The record is from RefSeq and is a predicted model, not a curated record. The coding region runs from base 1 to 645 and encodes 214 amino acids. Lineage: Eukaryota; Fungi; Ascomycota; Leotiomycetes; Helotiales; Sclerotiniaceae.